AUGAAAGAAUGUUAUAAGCAAAAUAAAUGUAAUAACACUCAUCGACAACUCAAUCAUCAGCUAGUUAUUAUAAAAAAUCUUGAACGAUCAUUAAAACAUAAUGAAACAUCAGUUGAUAAUGAAUACAUUCCAGACUAUUAUCAAUGGUCAUUAUGUAAUAUUGAUGAUGCUUAUGAUGAUCUUUUCAAUGAAAUGUCUUCUCAACGUUCACAAUCAUUUGUAACUUCGAAAAAUUCUCAAAAACUUGAACCAUUAUCUUAUUUUAAUUAUAAAAAAAUGCGUGAAUUUCCAUUGAUAUAUGAUCGAAUUAUUCACGGAGAUUAUAUUUAUCUACAACAACAUUUUGGUACUAGUCAAAUGGUUAAACCUCAUCCUAUGCGUCAUUCGAUUCCAUAUGAAGAAAGUUUUCGAUGGAUGCCAGUAAGAUCAUCAUCAAUGAUCGGAAGACGAGCUCAUCUACCAUUAGAUACAUUUUGCACAACAUCCAAAAUGAAUUAA
Messenger RNA from Adineta steineri, 498 nucleotides. Lineage: Eukaryota; Metazoa; Rotifera; Eurotatoria; Adinetida; Adinetidae. The record is from the annotation of a GenBank genome assembly.